UUGGGGAUUGUUGCGUUUGCUCCCCGGACUCAAAAAGGGCUCCCCUGCUCAGUUAGCUGCCAGUUUUCCUCGCCCAGGUCUGGAAAAAUGACGGCGUCUUCCGCGCCGAGCAAGGAGCCGUCGGUGCGGCGCGAGAGUCCGCUUCCUUCACGGUGGCGCGUGCUUGGGACGCUCCUGGUGACUGUGGGGUUCCUGCUGUUCACUUUCUCGGAUGCCUGUGGUCCACCACCAAAAUUUGAGGCUAUGGAGAUGGUUGGUAAACAGAAGCCCUCGUAUUCUCCUGGAGAUCGUGUAAAUUACAAGUGUAAACAAGGAUGGGAACAUGCAUAUACAUUUACCACGACUACAUAUUGUGAACUGAACAACUCAUGGCUUCCUAUCACUGACUGGGCUUGUGAAAAGCUAAAAUGCCCCAAACUGCCAACCAUCCCACACUGCAGAGAACACCUUGUAAAUGGAACUAUCGCGUGGGGCCAUCAGGUUCACUUUGUGUGUGAUGAGGGUUAUUACCUAGUUGGUAGAAAAUUUAUACUCUGUCAACUUAAAGGAGCAAGGACAUUCUGGAGCCAUGCUGUCCCACGAUGUGAAAAGAUUUUGUGUUCACCACCUCCAAAAAUAAAAGAUGGAAAAUACACCUUUAGUGAUGUAGAUAUAUUUGAGUAUGCUGAGUCAGUAACUUAUAGCUGUGAUCCUUCACAUGGGGAAGAUGAAUUCUCACUCGUUGGAGAAAAAUCACUAUAUUGUGUCGCCAAUGGAGUGUGGAGUAGCAGUCCUCCAGAAUGUAGAGUGGUCAAGUGUUUAUAUCCAGAAUUAAAAAAUGGAAGACAGAUAACAGGAUUUAGGAAGAAAUAUUACUACCAAGCAACAGUUAUGUUUGAAUGCAACCUGGGCUAUCAUGUUCGAGGCAGUGACACUGUUGUCUGUAACAGCAAUAGCACCUGGGAGCCCCCGAUUCCAACAUGUGUGAAAGGUCCUAGGCCUACUCAUCCAACCAAGCCUCCAGUUUAUAAUUAUCCAGGAUAUCCUGAACCCCGUGAAAUAUUUAACGAGGAUAUAGAUGCAUGGCUCAUUGCUCUGAUUGUUGUUACUGCAAUUGCUGGGAUUGCAGUAUGCUGCACCUGCCUGUACAAAUGUAUUCAUGGCCGGAAGAAGAAAGGCUUGCUUUGCAGGAAGAGAGAGGUUACAGCUGGGUACACCGCCUUCCAGCACCAAUUCCCCCGUCCUGCAGAGUGCACUAUCAAUGGUUUCCACAACCCGGCCUACCCAUUACCUGCUGAUCCUGUUGAAACCUUCAGAAGCCAGACAGUCUCUGUUUUCUUACGAGUGCACCUGUUGAGUCACAGUGCAGACAUGUGAAUAUGGCUUGGAUAGAAACCAGCCUCUGGUGCACAUUUGAAACGUAUGAAUUUGGUUGUGAACAGAUUGCCUGUUUUCCCAUAACCAAUGCUGUUCUUCCAGGGAAAGUCAACGCAGUAUCCCUGGUGUGGCCCUGAUGAAGGGAAAUGAUUCAUUUUACAAAAUCCACAAAUUUAGAGAAAUGUAGUUUAAAAAUGAAACUAUGUUUGUAAAGCGAUCCUAAGAUGUUUGUUCAAAGAUUUACUCUUUCAACAACUCGACAAUGUAUUUUAAAUACUGCUGUUUGUAACAAGCCCUGACAUAUGUCCACUACUGCUCUCAUCAGUCGACGUCAAGAACACUGAAGGCUGGGACAAGGUUGACUUCCUCCAGUGAGAUGAUCAUUGGAAAGUCAAAAACUAACAGGAAAACAUUCUAUUUGUGUGUAACUUUUGUAACAAAAAGCAACUGGAAUGAUUACAUAUGGCAUUUUUUCCACCCCCACCCUCCCCUUUUUAAAAUAAUACCAACACGCAGGUCUAAGAGUUCAGUGGGGGUGGCAGAAUGAGCGGCACCCGGUGUAACAGUGCGAGGAUUGACAGCACAAAAUGUCAGCUGAAGGUACGCAGUGAACACCAUCACCCUGUGGUUUCCAUGGAGAAUUCACCACCCCAGUGCUGGCUGCGCUGGCUUUCUCACUCGGGCACGCCACCGUGUGAAAGUAGGUGGUCCAGUCUGCAAGUUCAUCAGGGAGCCCCAGGCUGUGUCGGGGUCUGUGUUGCCUUGUGGUGGAAACCUUGCACUGUGUGCGUCUCACCUCGUCCCCCAGGAGGCAGAGUAGGAAGGGAGCCACAGCUCUCAGGAGGAGGAAACCCACUUCGUCCGUCUGCUGCUGGCUGUGCCGAGUGCUGAGGAAAGGCAGCCCGGCCCCCAGCACCUCAUACUCACACAGAACAGACCCCAGUCCUCUCUCACAGUGACUGUCGAAGGAGCCAGCGGGCAUAGGGGAGAGAUCACUCCUCGAUUCAGAUUCCAGUUGUGCAACUUUUGUCUUAGUGGGCCAAAGACACAGUGCCAUGAGGAGGCUACGGCUGGGGAAUCAGGAGUGGAGCACUAUAAUACUGUUUUUCUGUGUAGACACAUGUUUACUGCACACGCUGAGUGCCCCUUGCAUUCUCUAGUGAGCUGCAUUAGGAAGAGAACAUUUGAGCAGAAAUAAGCAGGAAUUCUGAAUUAAGCAGAAUUGAAAGUAAUACCCAUUUUCACAUGUCUCUUCAAAAAUGUAGCAACUGCUCAGAAGCAAAGAAUGGUGGUACUGUUUUUUAUAAACCUGAUGUGUUUUCAACCAAAUAUUUUUGUGCUUAAAAUAGUUUAUAGCAGUUUCUGCUUAAAAUUUAACUGUAUCAACCUCAUAUUUGUUUAAGCCAGGCUAAGAAGCGUAUUUGAAUUAAAAAUUAUCUUUUGAUUGCAAAAAUGUAUUUUCAGUAAAAUGAGAAGUCUCAUGUACAGAGCUCUUUUAUUAUUUAUUUU
Lepus europaeus (European hare) is the source of this 2865-nucleotide messenger RNA. RefSeq names its product CD46 molecule (gene CD46). The record is from RefSeq and is a predicted model, not a curated record. The coding region runs from base 88 to 1356 and encodes 422 amino acids. NCBI's taxonomy places the organism in Eukaryota, Metazoa, Chordata, Mammalia, Lagomorpha, Leporidae. Gene Ontology annotation, cellular component: cell surface. The transcript has 11 exons.